Haemonchus placei is the source of this 786-nucleotide messenger RNA. Lineage: Eukaryota; Metazoa; Nematoda; Chromadorea; Rhabditida; Trichostrongylidae. The record is from the annotation of a GenBank genome assembly.
AUGUUCGAGGCCAAGUUAGCUAAUGCUGCACUCCUCAAAAAGAUCAUCGAAGCGAUCAAGGACCUCGUCACUGAUGCUCCGUUUGACUGCUCUGAAUCGGCAAUGUGUCUCCAAGCUAUGGACUCAUCCCACGUAGCACUGGUUUCACUCAAGAUGGAGGUUGGUCUCUUCGAUACUUAUCGAUGUGAUAGGACCAUAAACCUUGGAAUGUCACUGGCCAAUAUGUCGAAAGCAUUGAAAUGCGCAAACAAUGAUGACACUUGUAUGAUCAAGUAUGAGGAAGGCGAUAGCGACAGUAUCACGUUCACCUUUGCUGAUACAAAAAGAGACAAAACACAGGACGUCACAGUUAAAAUGAUGGAUAUCGACAGUGAACAUCUGGGAAUCCCUGAGCAGGAUUAUGCUGUUGUGUGUGAAAUGCCUGCUUCGGAGUUCCAGAAAACGUGCAAGGAUUUGACCAUGUUCACUGACACGCUCAAUGUCACCGCAACUAAGGCUGGUAUUGUUUUCUCUGGAAAGGGUGAUAAUGGCCAGUCGGUGAUUACGUACUCUCCGAAUAGUAGUGCUGAUAGCGAGGAUGAUGCUGUAACACUCGAGGUUACGGAUCCCGUCAAUGUGAACUUUUCUAUCAAAUAUAUGAAUCAGUUCACGAAAGCUUCGUCUUUGUCAAGUCGUGUGCGUAUAUCGUUGAGUAACGAUGUACCCAUCGUUUCGACAGGCCAACAAAACGGUCAUCUACGGUUCUACUUGGCCCCGAAGAUCGAUGAAGAAGACAAUAUGGACUAG